AUCUGUGUAGAAAUAUGGCCAGGACCAAGCAGACCGCCCGCAAAUCUACAGGAGGGAAAGCUCCCCGCAAGCAGCUGGCAACGAAAGCUGCUCGGAAGAGCGCCCCAGCUACCGGCGGCGUGAAGAAACCUCACCGCUAUCGUCCUGGAACUGUUGCUCUCAGAGAGAUCCGCCGGUACCAGAAAUCCACUGAGCUGCUGAUCCGCAAGUUGCCCUUCCAGCGUCUGGUGCGUGAGAUCGCCCAGGAUUUCAAGACUGACCUGCGUUUCCAGAGCUCCGCCGUCAUGGCCCUACAAGAGGCCAGCGAGGCUUAUCUGGUGGGGCUGUUCGAGGACACCAACCUGUGCGCCAUCCACGCCAAGAGGGUGACCAUCAUGCCCAAAGACAUCCAGCUGGCCCGCAGGAUCCGAGGGGAGAGGGCAUAGAUACUCGGCACUCCUAUUCACGCAGCAAACACAAAGGCUCUUUUCAGAGCCACCAAGUCUUUCUAAACGAGCUGUAGCAUAAAUCACCCCUCAGUAUCAGAGUAACAGGAUGCGGAUGAAACCCCGCUCUCCAUCUAUAGCCGCUUCAAAUGACAGGCCAAAUCUAUGAAUCUUAAAUAUAUACUGCAAUGAUAAGCAAG
Pseudophryne corroboree (corroboree frog) is the source of this 625-nucleotide messenger RNA. Its product is annotated as histone H3. The record is from RefSeq and is a predicted model, not a curated record. Bases 15 to 425 code for a protein of 136 amino acids. Gene Ontology annotation, molecular function: DNA binding; structural constituent of chromatin; protein heterodimerization activity. NCBI's taxonomy places the organism in Eukaryota, Metazoa, Chordata, Amphibia, Anura, Myobatrachidae. Gene Ontology annotation, cellular component: nucleosome. The transcript has a single exon.